AUGAGCUUCAAGCAUUUGACGGAGCUUAGCAUAAUUCCGACCAAGAAUAUCGUCAAACAGCGUUUGCAUGGAGAUCUCGAGGUCUCUUCAUUCGCUGAAAUCCUCGGCCGAAUUGGUCCCAAUAGCCGUGGUGACCCAAUCAGGAAAGAUGAUUCCAUAAACAAAGCCGAUAAAGGCAUCCAAGUAUUCAUCUUGAUACAGAUUUUCAAUCAAUAUGUCGUUCCUCCGCGCCACCGCCAAUUGGCGCCUUCCGCAUUCGUUCGAGUCUCACCUCGCUGCUUGGGCGCCAUGAUCUUCACCGAGAGGCAACCAGAACGGUACGAAGUCAGCAAAGACACCGCCUUCGCCAUUAUGAACCAUUUCUAUUCGCAGGGCGGCAACUUCAUCGACACAGCGAACGCAUAUCAAUUCGGUCAAUCAGAAGAAUGGGUAGGCGAACGGAUGGCUGCCCGCAAGAAUCGUGACGAGAUCGUCUUAGCUACAAAUUCUUCACCGGCUACAUGGGAGCUCAUAAGGACAAGAUUCAAUGCUUCGGAGGUUAAGAAAGUUUAUGGUGUAUUAAGGGAAGAUUUUAGACGGCCGAAGGAUUCAAAGCGAGAGGGAAAUAUAAUCCUAAGUAGGAAUCUCAUCCCACUGAGCGAAUAUGAUAAGAAUGUAUCCUGGGAGCUGGAGAAGCUUACAAGUAAGAAGGGAGUUUUGCUACUUUACGUUGCGCUGGCUUAUGUGAUGCAUAAGACGCCAUAUAUUUUUCUCAUGGUGGGUGGGAGAACCGUUGACCCUAUCGCCGGCAGUAUCGAUGCGCUGUCCGUGUCCUUGUCGAAGGAGGAGACGGAUGAGAUCGAAACGUCGUAUGAGUUCGACCUUGGAUUUCCGCAUGUCUUCAUCAGCGGGACUUUGUUCAUCAAUGAGGCUCCCAGGGGUGGCUAUAGGCCAGACGAUGUGUUUUUGACGAAGCCGCUCGGGUCAUUCGACUGGUCCAACCUCCGAAGCCGAUCACGCCUGCGCAAACGAAGCAAUAAAGGCCCCUUGGAGAGGGCACGAAAAGUCGAGCAAAAACUUUUUCCUUCAAGCCAUCAAUCCGUCACCGGUAAGCGGGUGUUGGGUUGA
This is a messenger RNA of Cladophialophora bantiana CBS 173.52, 1107 nucleotides long. RefSeq lists its product as uncharacterized. The record is from RefSeq and is a predicted model, not a curated record. Lineage: Eukaryota; Fungi; Ascomycota; Eurotiomycetes; Chaetothyriales; Herpotrichiellaceae. The transcript has 4 exons. Bases 1 to 1107 code for a protein of 368 amino acids.